UGUUAAGAGAGAAUGAUUGAAUUAGAAUAACACUGAAAAAAAGUUAUCAAAGUUACCAACACCCAAUCCACGAUUUAUCGGUACAGUGAACAUUGCAUGAUUUUCUUAACUGCAGUGAAACAUGGUCCUCACUCCUCAUUCUUACUGUAAAACCCCUUUGUUGUUUUCCGCAUUGCCACAUCUGGGUUUUACCAAUCACAAUGUUUUCCUCAAAUUCUCAGGUUUUGGAAGAUAAAAUUCUUAGUGAAUGGAAAGUUUGAUUCCGUUGGAACCCUAAUUUUUCUCUGUAUUUGAUCUUUAUAUUGUAACAUCAUAGUUCAAAAUGAUUACUUGUGUGCCAACAAAUUUUGUACAUUUUAAUUUGCUGAAUGUUAGAGGAAGGACAUUUCCUAGGAGAGUUAAUUUCAUGCAAAAUGUUGACAGAAGAAAUGGAUUUUUAGGUAGUGUAAUUAAGUUAGGUUUAGUUCAAGUCAAGUGUUCAAAUCAUAGCCAAGAUCCUUUUCUACAUCUACAUCCCGAGGUUUCGAUGCUGAGAGGUGAGGCGAGUAAGACGGUGGAUAUUCCAAGAAAAGGUAGUUUAGGUGAGGAUUUAUCUGAGAGGGUAGAAGAUAUGUCUAGUCGGAGUAACUACAAUCAGGCAAAGAUUAAGGUUAUUGGUGUGGGAGGUGGUGGAUCUAACGCGGUCAAUCGCAUGAUAGAGAGUUCGAUGCAGGGAGUUGAGUUUUGGAUUGUUAAUACUGAUGUUCAGGCCAUGAGAAUGUCGCCUGUGUUUCCUGAGAACCGUUUGCAAAUUGGUUUGGAGCUUACGAGAGGUCUUGGAGCUGGUGGUAACCCUGAGACGGGAAUGAAUGCUGCGAAAGAAAGCAAGGAAUCAAUUGAAGAGGCGGUUUAUGGAGCUGAUAUGGUCUUUGUUACGGUAUGUUCAGCUACUUUUCUCCAGUAAUAGUUUCUGCAAAUU
Messenger RNA from Vicia villosa (hairy vetch), 958 nucleotides. Its product is annotated as cell division protein FtsZ homolog 2-1, chloroplastic-like. NCBI's taxonomy places the organism in Eukaryota, Viridiplantae, Streptophyta, Magnoliopsida, Fabales, Fabaceae. Gene Ontology annotation, biological process: chloroplast fission. Gene Ontology annotation, molecular function: GTPase activity; GTP binding. Gene Ontology annotation, cellular component: chloroplast; cytoplasm. The coding region runs from base 323 to 943 and encodes 206 amino acids. The record is from RefSeq and is a predicted model, not a curated record. The transcript is spliced from 2 exons.